This is a messenger RNA of Populus nigra (black poplar), 486 nucleotides long. RefSeq lists its product as uncharacterized. The coding region runs from base 1 to 486 and encodes 161 amino acids. The transcript has 4 exons. Lineage: Eukaryota; Viridiplantae; Streptophyta; Magnoliopsida; Malpighiales; Salicaceae. The record is from RefSeq and is a predicted model, not a curated record.
AUGGCGUGUCUUACGAAAGCCUUAAAUGGCAUGACUUCACAAGAGACAUGGAAUGGAAGAAAGCCAAAUGCUACUCACUUGAAGGUGUUUGAGAGCAUUGGUUAUAUGCAUAUAAAAAGACAUUUUGGAGUGGUAAAUAAGAGGUUAUUAGAGAAGUUGAGUGUUACUACAGUCCCAGCUGAUGCCUUAGAAACUACUCGUCACUUGUUAAAGAUUGUAGUUAAAGAUGCAACUUUUACUGCUCAUGGCCUCACCAAGGAUGCCUUGAAUCAUAUCAAGACUCAUAUUAUUGAUAUUAUGCCUUAUUUACUCUUGUCUGCUAUCACUACAAAUGCGGCAAAAGAGGCUAAGGAAAAGGGAGAAUCCAAUCAUGAACAACAUGAAAAAGAUAAAGGCAUUCAACAAAAGGAACCUUAUGUAUCACUAACUUCUUCCUCAUUUGCUUCACUAAAGUCAUUAUCAAGGCUCAAGUUAAUUAUUAAUUAA